AUGGCGACCUCCGGUGAAAAUAAUGUCGCUUCUGUCAGGAGAAGACGCCUCAAAGCUAGCUUGAAAGACGCAAAGUGUACAGACAGCAGCGGCAGAAAAGAUGCGGCGAGCACAGUCGAAAGCACCAAGAAAGGAAAGAAGCUCCAGUCGUUAGAAACGGGGACUUUUUGGCUCACUCGUAUUGUUCUGCUGCGCUCCGUUGCCUUUAUUUACUUCGUGGCGUUCAGUGUCGCGUACAACCAGAAUAAACAGCUGAUUGGUGAAAACGGCCUGAUGCCUUGCAAGAGCUACCUCAAUAGUGUCAAGCACUACGUGGGAGGGAAGAUAGGCAUGGCUGCUCUGGCAUACACACCGUCCAUCCUCUGGUUCUUGGACUGGAGCAAUAUGGAUGCCAACCUAGAUGGCAUCGCCUUGUUGGGGAUGGCCCUCUCCGGUUUUGUUCUGGUGACGGGAAUGGCCAAUGUGGUGAUCAUGGUGUCCUUGUGGGUGCUAUACCAUUCCUUGGUCAAUGUGGGACAGCUGUGGUACUCCUUUGGCUGGGAGAGUCAGCUGCUGGAAACCGGAUUCCUGGCCAUUUUCCUGUGUCCAAUUUGGACUCUGUCUCAAGUCCCCCGCCGUAGCCCCCCAUCACUCAUCUCCAUCUGGACUUUCAGGUGGCUUAUAGUUCGCAUCAUGCUUGGAGCUGGCCUGAUUAAAAUCAGAGGGGACAAAUGUUGGAGAGACCUCACCUGCAUGGAUUAUCACUAUGAGACCCAGCCUGUUCCGAACCCCAUGUCCUACUACAUGCAUCGCUCUCCUUGGUGGUUCCAUCGCUUCGAGACUUUAUCCAACCACUUCAUCGAGCUCAUUGUCCCCUUUUUCACCUUCCUGGGCAGGCGAAUGUGCAUCAUCAAUGGUGCACUCCAGAUCCUGUUCCAGAUAGUUCUGAUAUUGAGCGGGAACCUCAGUUUCCUAAACUGGUUGAGCAUUGUUCCCAGUCUGGCCUGUUUUGAUGACGCAUCACUGGGCUUCUUGUUUCGCUCCAGAAGUGGAGCCAAAAAAACAGUACUGAAGAUUCAGGAUGAGGAUAAAAGUGGACGAACCCCUGAAGCAACUAAAGGAAUGCAGAUUCGUCACAUUGUCAAUGUGUCUUUGGGCAUUCUGAUUGGCUGUCUGAGUGUUCCAGUGCUCAUGAAUCUACUGAGUCCCAGACAGGUGAUGAACACCUCUUUUGACCCACUGCGCAUCGUCAACACCUACGGGGCCUUUGGCAGCAUUACCAAGGAGCGCACUGAGGUGAUUUUCCAAGGUACUCUGAGUGAGGAUCCCAAAAACCCAAAGGCAGUUUGGGAGGAAUACCAAUUCCUUUGUAAGCCGGGAGAUCCGUACCGACGGCCGUGCCUCAUUUCCCCAUAUCAUUACCGCCUGGACUGGCUCAUGUGGUUUGCGGCCUUCCAGACCUACGAGCAAAGUGAGUGGGUCAUUCACAUAGCAGGACGCCUGUUAGCUAAUGAUAGCACAGUCCUCUCGCUACUAGACCACAACCCCUUCCAGGACAGAGGCAUCCCCAGGUGGGUUCGCGGAGAACAUUUCAGAUAUAAGUUCAGCCAACCGGGCAGUACCAGUGCAGCCGAGGGUAAGUGGUGGCUGAGAAAACGCAUCGGUCCCUACUUCCCUGCUGUGGACCUGGAGGCACUCAGGGGAUACUUCCAGUCCAGGGACUGGCCCCACUCACAUAUACCAACACAGAAGAAUUGAGGACAACAGCGACAUAUUGACACACACACACACACACACACAGAACUAUAGAGGUCCAAAGAGCUCAUUAAUACAUUAAAAGAACGUGAAUACAUUUGUGUAUCUGAAUUAAAUUGGGACCAACAUUAGCCAUAUGAUCGUCAUGGUAUGUAUGUGUCAUUUUUUUUAAGUAUGCCACUGCUUUUGAACAAAAUGAAAUGAGCAAACAAGUCACUCUUCUGUUGUAUGCUUGUUUAUUCAAGUCAGAUGAUUGACAAUGUGAUUUUAAUGUCAUUCAAACAUAGCCAUGUUAAACUGCAAAACAUGUUUCAUAUGAUGGGAAUAAAUUAACUGCUAGUGAGCCCAUCCCACGGGGGACCCAUCCAGACAGACACCACCCACUGCCCAGGACCCAGGGCCCCCAGCCGAACCAAAGCGAGCCCGACCAGUCCCAAAGGGAGGGGCAAGGGAUUCCUUUUGCUUUGUGCAUUGAGAAAUUAAGAAGUUUACUGCCCUUGUUUUAUACUAAAAACUUUCCACAGAACUGAAAUCCCAACAUUUAGAAAUGCAAUGUAAUGUAAUUUUAUUUGCUAUCCUAGUGUGUGUUUGUUGCCAGAAGAUACCUUCAUAUUCUUCAGUGGUGUAAUAAAUUCAAAUGGCUGGCAGAAAAUGGUAAAAAGAAAAUUGUAGUAACAACGAAAUACCAAUAGAUGGUGGUAACGAGUAGGAAAAGACAACAUACUGUACUGGUCACAAUAAUUGAUCACAAUUUACCUCUGUGUGCAGUGUCUUAUGGCAUAUUUUUCAAAGCUUGGAACUAAAGCAUGUGCAGUGAAUGAUCCAUGUCAUGUCAGAAUUGAUUUAGGGUAUUGUCCCUCACAGCAUAUGUUGUUCCAAGUACAUCAGUACAGGUAGUGCUUUGUCUAGAAAUCUUUCCUCAAUCUUUUUGGGGUGCUGGGCAGCCUGUACAUUUUUUUAGCGACCCUGAGAAAUAACUGAAAGCAUUCACUUGUGACAUUGUUUUAAUAAACAACCCCUCUGGGCAGCUGUUUAAUUUCAUGGCCCGUCUCCUGAAGCGGUGCACAAUGCGUAACCGUGCAAUAGCACGUGGAGGGCGCAACAAAAUGUGUUGCAAUAAUGCGCUUUCAA
Phycodurus eques (leafy seadragon) is the source of this 2865-nucleotide messenger RNA. RefSeq names its product lipase maturation factor 1 (gene lmf1). The coding region runs from base 1 to 1737 and encodes 578 amino acids. Gene Ontology annotation, biological process: protein maturation. Lineage: Eukaryota; Metazoa; Chordata; Actinopteri; Syngnathiformes; Syngnathidae. The transcript is spliced from 11 exons. Gene Ontology annotation, cellular component: endoplasmic reticulum membrane. The record is from RefSeq and is a predicted model, not a curated record.